AUGUUAGAACUUCUGGAAUUGUGUGUGGACAAGCUCAUGGACCAGGGGAGCCCUGCCCUUGACACGAUCAAGAAGCGAGCCUACUUUGACAUGAAUUACAAGUCUCGACGUGAGUUCCUUGAGGAUCACCAGCAGACCCAUUUCACAGCUCCAGCAAAGUAUUGGUCAGGUUUUCAGGAUGAGAUGGUGCUGUUGAGCAGCCUCAGUAACAUGAUGGUGAACCUGCAGCCCUUCGUGGUUGCUUAGUCCCAGCUCUUCCCUGAUGUUCAGUUGGAGGACAUACUGGUGUCGGAGAUCAAGAACGACGAGAAGAAAAUGAAGGAGUCUUCAGGUAACAUAUUGACCCCCUUUGAGAUCAAAACACAAGAGUAGCUCUUGCCUGAGAUAACAGCUGAAUUUGACAAAUUACCACUGCAAUACAAGGGAAUUUGUGGUUAUACACUAUUCAAAAGAAGUGACUAUGUUUUUUCAUGCAACCCAAGCAUAGGAGUCCUGAAACAUAGGGAGAAAUACUAUGUUUUCAGCUCCAAGGAGGCAUGUUUAAGAUUUGGAUCCAAACCAGAUGAGUACAUAGCCCGUGUGGCAGAGAAAGCAAAGCGGUCCCCUGAGCUUAUCCAGCUCCUCCAACUGCGUGUCACUCCACAUUCUGAGAUCCAGUCAGGGGAGAGACUGUUGGACAGCAGCACUCAGGUGGACACUUAUUUGUUGUAAACCAACAUUGUGAACUCAUACGAGUGGAAUGAGUGGGAGCUGAGGAGAAAAGCAAUCAAAUUGGUCAACAAUCUUCAUAGUAAAGUAGCCCACUCAAUGCAGGCUAAUCUAAUUCACACGAGGAGGGAUAAUGUCACCCAAACCUACCUCCCCGAAGAUGGUGCGUGCCAGUGCAAGAGGGAUAGCAAGAGCAACGCCCCCAAACCUAAUUUUCCACCGCUGAAUAGUGGUAUAUAG
Oncorhynchus nerka (sockeye salmon) is the source of this 948-nucleotide messenger RNA. Its product is annotated as cilia- and flagella-associated protein 206. Lineage: Eukaryota; Metazoa; Chordata; Actinopteri; Salmoniformes; Salmonidae. Gene Ontology annotation, biological process: sperm axoneme assembly; regulation of cilium beat frequency; regulation of flagellated sperm motility. Gene Ontology annotation, cellular component: axoneme; ciliary basal body. The record is from RefSeq and is a predicted model, not a curated record.